This is a messenger RNA of Vitrella brassicaformis, 819 nucleotides long. The record is from the annotation of a GenBank genome assembly. NCBI's taxonomy places the organism in Eukaryota, Vitrellaceae.
CGGCCGUAAAACGAGCCCUGAGCGAUCCGCCUCGGCUGGUCGAAGGCCGAAGCGACGGUUGUUUGCGCAGACUUUGGUGCGUGCGCCGACUCCCGCGAGCAGAUAGACUGAACGCUGCCAUCCACCCACCAGCCAUGACGAGGGUCAAGAAGUGGUACUCAGUGCGCUACCACGAGCGGUGGUGCUUCCAGUCUGCAAAGGCGUGCAGAAAGCUAAGGGAGGGGCUGGUCAAGGUGGAGGGGGACAAGGGAGGGGGCCUCCUUCUCACGGUGACGCUCUACGAGGCCAAGAAGGGGGGCGGCAAAGGCCAGAUGCUGGGAAUGGACCAUCUGGACAUCAGGAAGAUGAAGGAGUGCCGGUACGGAUAUAUGCAUGCACACAGCACAGAGCCCACGGGCCACGAUGUAUGCAUGCAUGGUUAUUUGCAGAGUGAAGCACAUCCGCAAGCUGGUCAACCAGGGCAAGUGGAAGGUGGACAUCGACAAGGACGACGAACUGUCGAAGGACGAGGAGCCCGACUCCUCCGACGACGAAUGCGAGUACGAGUAGCUGCUGCAAGGGGAAAGGCAGAGGCAGGGGGGACAUGUAGCUCUGCCGGUCGGACACACGUAGAUAAUGAGAUAGAUCCCACAAUUCCGUCCACUUCCUCUGGCUGGCCGGCGGGCUGGCUAUCCCUAUGUCUGUGUGAUGGGAUGGCUGCUGCGAGCGAGCGUUGCGACAUGCCACAGAGAGAGAAACGACACCUUAGACUCGGCCAUCCUCGUGCAUGUGGAACACUCGACACUCCCUCGUGCAUGUUGAGGACACGUGAACGUCAAC